GAUGUAUAAAACCGUCUGCGCCGCACCUACUGCGGAGUUUUUGGCAAGAUUAUUUUUUUUGUGACCUGUCGAUGGCGCUUCAAGUUGCUCGAAAGGUGACCAAGAUUGAGAUAGGGUUGUCGUUUUUCAGUGGAGGAUCAAAAAUUGUGUAUCCUAAUGGUUCCCGUGUGCUGGACUGGCUCCUUACCUGAGAGUGGGUGGAAAAAGCGUCCUGAAGGAGGGUCUUAUGUUGGACUGCAAAUGUGUUGCUGGUCAAAGCACAGCAGGUUAGGCAGCAUCUCAGGAAUAGAGAAUUCGACGUUUCGAGCAUAAGCCCUUCAUCAGGACGCCUACUUCCUGCUUCAGGAGUUUUCCGACGUGCAAUUAGUUGUGAGCAGGAGAAUGUGAAUCGGCUUGGGAAAGCUACAACAUUAAUGAGAAGGAAAAAGAGCGGAUGGUUGAAAGUGAAAGCUGUUUUUGGCUACCUCAUGCUGGAAUCUUUUUUAACCUGUGUUCGGAGUUUUCCUUUGAAAUUUGACCAUGGCUCUGAGUAAAGGAUUCCGAGUGUUUCAGAAGCAGGAACCCGGCGGCAGCAGUGUGUUGCUGGAGUCCAGGAGUCGUCAGGAUUGUCUCCUCUUCGAGGCUGGGGCUGUGGCCAUUCUUUCAUCUGAGGAGAAGGAGAUUGUGAAGAGUCAAUUUCUGAAAAUAAUGGAUGCAUAUGGCUGUCUGGGAGUACUUUGUAUAAAGAAUGGUGACUCAAGACUCUGCUUUCUGGUUCUGGUGACAGGUUGUGUAUCUGUAGGGAGGAUCCGCGACACUGACAUAUGUAAGAUUACCACAACAGAUUUUGUUCCACUUCAAGAAGAAACAGCAGAUGAAGAACGAAUCACUGCCUUAAGGAAACUGCUGAACUCUGGGAUGUUUUAUUUUUCAUCAGCUUCUGGUUCGACUUUUGAUCUUAGUCUGUGUGCACAGAAGCUGUAUGCAAAAGACCAUGAGGCGGGAAUCCGAUUUUUCUGGAAUCGCACUCUACAUGUACAUCUCAAGCAGUACCAAGUGAACUGCUCAGAUUGGCUGCUGAAGGUGAUCUGUGGUGUAGUAGAGAUACGUACAGCCUAUGCUACAGAAAAAAAGGCAAAGGCCUGCCUGAUAUCACGGCUCAGCUGCGAGCGAGCUGGCACCGGCUUCUUCGUUAGAGGAACUGAUGAUGAUGGUCAUGUAUCCAACUUUGUUGAAACAGAACAGGUAAUUUACUUGGAUGAUGCAGUGUCUUCCUUUGUCCAGAUACGAGGUUCAGUCCCAUUAUUUUGGGAGCAGCCUGGAAUACAGGUUGGCUCUCACCAGUUACGACUCACCCGUGGUAUUGAAGCUGAUGCUCCUGCUUUCGACAGGCAUUUGAUUUUGCUGAGACAGCAGUAUGGGAGUCAAGUCAUUGUUAACCUGCUAAGAAUUAAAGGAGGAGAGGAGGUUCUUAGCAGGGCUUUUAAGAAACUGAUGUGGGCCUCUGCUUAUGCCCCUGACACGCCAAUGAUAAAUUUUGACUAUCACCAUUGUGUGAAAGGAGGGAAGGCGGAGAAGCUGCACUCAUUGCUAAAACCUCAGCUGCAGGAACACUUAGAAAACUUUGGCUUUUUCACCAGUGGUGAGCAGAUAUGUCCCUGUCUGCAGUCUGGAGUGCUCAGAACAAAUUGCCUUGAUUGUCUGGAUCGGACAAACAGUGUCCAGUCUUAUGUGGCAUUGGAGGUUUUGUACAGCCAGCUGGAGAGCUUGGGAAUGGCUGUUAAGAAGACAGUAGUGGAGCGUUUUGUGGAAUUUUACAAGACAAUGUGGUCAUUAAAUGGACAUAAUUUAAGCAAGAUCUUCACAGGAAGUCGUGCAAAAGAAGGAAAAACGAAGGUAAAAGAUGGAGCACGUUCUGUAUCCCGAACAAUCCAGGCCAAUUUCUUUGGAGCUAAACAAGAAGCUAUUGAUUUGCUCCUCGUGGGGGAUUUUUAUAGUGAGGAUUAUGCAGAUAAGGCAAGGGUGUUGAUGGACAGCAGUGCACUUUUCACACCUCCUGGGAUUUUGGAAGCUAUGUGUGAGCGACAGAUAGAAUACACUAAUGUCAAGAGCACUCGCAUCAGCAUUGGCACAUGGAACGUAAAUGGUGGUAAACAGUUCAGAAGCAACAUGCUGAGUAUUGCUGAACUUAGUAGUUGGUUACUUGAUGCUUUCAAACAGAACAAAACAUCCAAAUUCCAGGAUAAUGAGAGCUGCCCACCAGAUAUCUUUGCUAUUGGCUUUCAGGAAAUGGUGGAACUUAAUGCAGGGAACAUUGUUAAUGCUAGCACAACUAACAAGAAAAUGUGGGCAGAACAGCUUCAAAAAGCAAUAUCUGGACAACAUAAAUACAUCCUGCUGUCAUCAGGCCAACUUGUUGGUGUCUGUCUGUAUAUCUUUGUCCGACUCCAUCACGUACCCUACAUUCGAGAGGUUGCUGUGGAUAGGGUGAAGACUGGGAUGGGUGGAAAGACUGGGAACAAAGGAGCAGUAGCACUUCGUCUGCAGUUUUACAGCAGCACACUCUGCUUCAUAUGUGCCCAUCUGACAGCUGGACAGUCACAAGUGAAAGAAAGAAAUGAAGAUUAUAGAGAAAUCAUGCAGAAGCUCAGCUUCCCAAUGGGAAGAAAUGUUUUCUCCCAUGACUAUGUAUUCUGGUGUGGAGAUUCAAACUUCCGCCUUGAUCUUCCACAUGAAGAAAUCCUUCACCACAUUAAAGGACAGGACUGGAAAACUCUUCAGGUCUAUGACCAAUUGCAACAUCAGAAGACUGAGAAUAAAAUUUUCAAAGAUUUCUUUGAAGGUACCAUCAAUUUUGCUCCAACAUACAAAUAUGAUGUGGGCACAGAUGUUUAUGACACCAGUGACAAAUGCAGAACUCCUGCUUGGACAGAUCGAGUACUGUUGUGGAGAAAAAAUUGGUCCUGUGAUACGUUUGGCAUCGAUUUAAGGGAAUGUGAAUAUGAAGCCGGGACAGAAGAGAAGAAAAUGUGGCCUCCUGCUGAUUUGCUAUAUUAUGGGAGAGCAGAGUUGAAAGCCUCUGAUCAUAAGCCUGUGUUAGCUGUCUUUGAAGUGAAUAUUCAGGAAGUGGAUAUUUUUGCACGUGAGCAAGUAUUCCAGGAAAUUACGUCUUCCCAGGGGCCCUCAGAUGCGACUGUCGUGAUAUGUCUUAAAGGACCAACCAAUGGAGAAAGGGAAGCCUUUUCGGAUGACCUAAGCAAUGAAAUAACUAAUUGGCUCCAGAGUUAUGGCAAUAUUUUGUUGGUAAGAUUUGAUCAUGGACAGAUGUUGGUAACUUUUCAGGAUAGUCGGAUGGCUCUGAAAGUUUUGGAUCUAGAUGGAAAAAUGGUUAACGGCAGAGUGGUGUGUAUAAAACCCCGAAUAAGAAACUGGCUCAAUAAUCUACAUGAAGAAAUUAAUAUAAACAGAAACAGUAUUGCACCGAUGUCUCCGACUGCAAAUUCUUGCCUGCUUGAAGAAACUUUUGAUUUUAACAGUCUGGAUUAUGACACUGAAGGAGAUUUAGAUGAAGACUUAGAUGAAAUUGUUCCACAGCAUUUGGUGACAGGGCAAAUAGUGAAUCACAAAAAAUCACCUGAAGAGUUUACAGAAUCUCUUGUUUAUGAGGUUGCUGAGGUUCAAUUACUAAACAGAAUGCCUGAUUCUCAAAAAAGUGAAAUAACUGUUAAUCGAGAGGCAGCUCCUCAACUACGUACAGCAUGUAGAUCUGUGUCAGUACCUGAACGACCUCAACCUCCACAAAGACCCCCUCCACCAACUAUGCAAAGCAUGAAAAAAUCAGCCUCUGAUACUGUGCUUUCAUCUGAAGAAAGUCCUUUUCAGGCCAUGACUCUGAAUCCAUCCCAGAUUCUUCCAGGGCCAGCUUCUUCAUCUAGAACUGGAAUUAGCAAGCCAUAUCAUGUGAGACAAAUUAAAACAACAAGUGCCAAAGAAGCAGAAGCAGCAAUAAAACAUCUAAUGGAAAUGAAAACAGGAAGUUUGAAGUCAGAGGCUAACAAAAAGCCAUCUCUAGUACAGUCAAUUCUCAAGUCCCAGUCUCUUCCUGAUGAACAUGUUGAAACAUAUUCUACUUCAUUAAUUCCUCUAUUACACGCUCAAAGAAAUCCUGCUGCUAAACCAUCUGAUCCAGAAGGAACAAGAAUAAGAGGUGACUUGUACCUCAGUUCAGAGGCUGCAAAUAAAAAGGAACCGAAGUCUCUCAAAACAGCUGUGGCAGCAUGCUCCAAUUCACCAUUAGUGACUUCUCAAAGAAAUUCUGAAACAUUCAAGGAAAUAAUCUCACAGUCACUACUGAAAAAGACACAGCAACAGUGUCCAAGCAAUAGAACUUAUCAUGAACUUUGUAAUAACCCAGUGAGAGUCUCAGAAAGUGCAGCCACAACCCCAAUAGCACCUCCCCGCAGGAAGAAAACUGCAGCAUCUUAUUCGCAAGUUGACUACAGUUCAGUUGUGAAAUCAUUCCACAAUAAUCCCAGACAGAAUCCUUUUCGUGCAUGUGGGUUGCAUGGCAAUGAUCAUCCUUUUAAAUUGUGCAAUACUAGUACUUCAGUCAGCAACAACUCUGUUCGGUCUUUACAAGAAAGUAGACCUUCAUCUGACCCAUCCUAACAACAAAGGAACUUUAAGAUAAAUCUGCCUAAGUUUGGACAAAAUAUAAAUGAUGCUGAAACAAAAAUAUUUGAGCUCGCCACUGGCACCACAGAUGAAAGACUAUAUCAUAAAGACAUGACCCAGAAUAAUAAUUUUUCUUCAAAAGAGUUGUAGCAAACUUUGAGUGCAAGGAGUGUUAAUCAUUACUGGCUUUAUCGCAGUACAUUAAACUGGCCACUUGGUGAACUUAAA
Messenger RNA from Hemiscyllium ocellatum (epaulette shark), 4881 nucleotides. Its product is annotated as synaptojanin-2-like. The transcript has 27 exons. The coding region runs from base 520 to 4647 and encodes 1375 amino acids. NCBI's taxonomy places the organism in Eukaryota, Metazoa, Chordata, Chondrichthyes, Orectolobiformes, Hemiscylliidae. Gene Ontology annotation, molecular function: nucleic acid binding; phosphatidylinositol-4,5-bisphosphate 5-phosphatase activity. The record is from RefSeq and is a predicted model, not a curated record. Gene Ontology annotation, biological process: brain development; phosphatidylinositol dephosphorylation; synaptic vesicle endocytosis. Gene Ontology annotation, cellular component: presynapse; perinuclear region of cytoplasm.